Molecule: messenger RNA, 1722 nt
Organism: Zasmidium cellare ATCC 36951
Lineage: Eukaryota; Fungi; Ascomycota; Dothideomycetes; Mycosphaerellales; Mycosphaerellaceae
Exons: 3
Coding region: 1-1722 (573 amino acids)
Source: RefSeq, a predicted model, not a curated record
AUGCCUCGCCUUCUAGAUCUUCCGCCUGACAUCACCACACAAAUUUUCGGCUACUUCGAAAGGAAAGUCGAUAUUCACAGUUCCGGUCCUGCACAGCGUCAAUGGGAUGGCCUCGUCACCUUGCAAGCCUGCCGCUUGACAUGUCGCGGUCUCAACGAGCUCGUCAGCGGCAUGCUCUGCCCGGUCUUUCGCGGAUCCCUGGACAAGACAUCCAUGGAGCGGAUCAAGGGUCUUUCACGAAACCCUCUCAUUGCAGAGGGGAUGCGAGCGGUAGAGAUCAACCUGGCAUUCCGACCGGUAUCUAUUGCCACGAGCUUGGCUACCUACUGCAAGUCUGUGACGGAGAAGGUCGACGAGUUUCGGAGGAGUUGUCAUUAUGAUACGGAAUUCCAAGAGUAUGAGGAUGAAGAUUUAUCGGAUGCUGCAGUCAACCACCGGGCUCUUCUGGCGGCUGAAGAUCGUCUGUUUCUUAUCCGAGAGAGCUUCUGGCAGUGCGUGGAGCCGGGGGCAUGUCGAACUGCAGAUGUCUCAUGUCAGCUGCUGCUGAGGGAUUGUUUCGCAAGGUACGCUCUCCGGCAGCAAGAUGAGGAGGAGAUCGUCAACGACGGCUCGUUCGUCAACACCAUUGCAACGGCGAUGGCGCGGUUCAAGCAUUCCGCCUAUCUGACGUUUGUGGACGAGGCGGACAUAUAUCCAAGAAGCGAUGCCGUGACGGUGGCGUACGACAAUGAUCUUCUUGCACGGCACAUGCUCCAACCCCAUGACUGGUUGUCAGCCGAGACCAAGAUCGAACAAGCGACGCUGCUCCCAGCAAGACUCCUCGUUGAGUUUCCAAUCGCAUGCGCACGGCUAGGCGUUCCGUUGCAAGGACUAGACAUCGGCUGCUUUCCACUCAAGACACUUUUCACUUCUCUGAUUCCGUCGGAUUCCACGAGAGACCGCCCGACCAUCUGGUCAGAGCUGUCAGGAGCAUGUCGAGAGCUGAAGACAUUCCAGAUUGGACGAAGGGGCAUGCACUGUACACCAUAUCGAGAGCAGCGGAUAUCCCCGGAGAACUGCGAUAUCAUAAACGGGUAUUUGGGCACUACUUGCUCGAGCCCUGAGCUUGAGUCUGUCUACAUCUCCAUGUGUCCGUUCAGGGUGUGUGGAAGCAGAAAGGACUCUCCAGACCUACUUUACCAAGCAGGGAGUUUUCUUCGCCUACUGAACAGCUCCUCACUCACCCGUAUCGAGAUACUAAACGUCGAAGUGUCCGGCUCGGACCUCGAAUCGAUGAUCAGCACCCUGCCCCGAUACCGCAUGAGGCACAUCAGGCUAUGCGACAUCACUGUAAACGAAGGUGGCUUCGCAGACACCGUGGAGAUCUUGCGCUCGAUCAAGGAAGACUCCAAAAGCUGCGAUAUCGAUCUCUCCACGCUAUAUGGCGGGGAGUUCGGCCCUUCGCGCGGCUUUGACGGCAGUAGCUCCUUGUUCGACGAUGAGGACGGAGACGCUUUUUGUGACCGGCUUGAAGAGCACAUGCACCCGCCGCUGCUGCGAUUGACUACCGCUCUUCACGGCGCCCUCGACCGAAUUCGGGUUCCCAAGGACGUAGAGGAGAUACCGAAGAUCAUCGAGUCGCAGCCAACAUCGCUGGGCACUGUCACUCUCAGGUACAACCAAGAGACCGAGGGACUCGCAAAGCUCGUGGCCAUUGCAAAGGCAGAAACCUUAGUUGGUUGA